AGGCUGGGAAGGCCCGGGUUUCGGGGUCGGGGCGGCGGGCCCGAGCUAGCGGAGGCUGGGGCUACGAGCUCAGGGCUGCGGCGGCCAGACCAGGCUCCACGCCAUUGUCCAGGGUCAGGAGUCAGAGCUGCAGGUGCAGGACAGGGCGGGCCAGGUGGCGCAUUACUAGCGCCUUUCGCGUUGUAUUCUUGGGAUUGCCUAGCUGCGCUCUAGAGGUUUGCAUCCGCCCAGUGAGGAAACUGAGGGCGAGAAGUGGGAGGAGGUGCCAUCUGCAGGGCCAGGCCACCUGCACCCCUCCCCACUGCACUUCUCCGGGGACGCCGCAGGCGCUUCCCUGAAGGAGGAGCCCCGCGCGCGGAGGAGGAGCCAGGGCAGCCCCCGGGAGCCAGAACACCAUUCUCCAGGAUAAGAGACAGAUUCUGACAGGCACCCCGCCACGGGCAGGAGGUUCGGGGCACAGCCUCAUGGAAGAGAAGCAAAUUCUAUGCGUGGGGCUGGUGGUGCUGGACAUCAUCAAUGUGGUGGACAAGUACCCGGAGGAAGACACCGAUAGCAGGUGUCUCUCCCAGAGAUGGCAACGUGGAGGCAACGCGUCCAACUCCUGCACCGUUCUGUCCCUGCUCGGAGCCCCCUGUGCCUUCAUGGGCUCGCUGGCCUCUGGCCCUGUUGCCGAUUUUGUCCUGGAUGACCUCCGUCGCUAUUCCGUGGACCUACGCUACACGGUCUUUCAGACCUUGGGCUCCAUCCCCAUCUCCACAGUCAUCAUCAACGAGACCAGUGGUAGCCGCACCAUCCUCCAUGCCUACAGCUUCCUGGUGGCUGACUUCAGGCGGCGAGGCAUAGAUGUGUCUCAUGUGGCCUGGCAGAGUAGGGGGGACACCCCCUGCUCUUGCUGCAUCGUCAACAACUCCAGUGGCUCCCGUACCAUUGUGCUCUACGACACGAACCUACCAGAUGUGUCUGCUAAGGACUUUGAGAAGGUGGAUCUGACGCGGUUCAAGUGGAUUCACAUUGAGGGCAGGAAUGUUUCAGAACAGGUAAAGAUGCUGCAGCGGAUAGAGCAGCACAAUGCCAGGCAGCCUCCAGAGCAGAAGAUCCGGGUGUCCGUGGAGAUAGAGAAGCCCCGAGAGGAGCUGUUCCAGCUGUUUGGCUAUGGGGAGUUGGUGUUUGUCAGCAAAGAUGUGGCCAAGCACCUGGGGUUCCAGUCAGCAGUGGAAGCCCUGAGGGGCUUGUAUGGUCGUGUGAGGAAAGGGGCCACCCUUGUCUGUGCCUGGGCUGAGGAGGGUGCUGAUGCCCUGGGCCCUGAUGGCCAGCUGCUCCAUUCGGAUGCCUUCCCACCACCCCGGGUAGUGGACACUCUGGGGGCUGGAGAUACCUUCAAUGCCUCUGUCAUCUUCAGCCUCUCCCAGGGCAAGAGCAUGCAGGAGGCACUGAGAUUUGGCUGUCAGGUGGCUGGCAAGAAGUGUGGCCUGCAGGGGUUUGAUGGCAUCGUGUGAGAGCCAUGUGGCAGGAGACACUGGCUCAUCAUCUCCCGUGAAGGCUGGCAUCACUGGCUACCAUUGCCUUCGCCCUUCUGUCUAGCCUGGCAUCCAGGCUGCCCUGAACCCAGGCAGAUGUGGUCAGUAGGAAGGACUCUGCUUGUGUCCUGUGUCCUUUGUCCUUCCCUUUCCCCAUAUCUCACCCUGCAGAGCCUCAGAUCAAAUAAAUCUUCCCCUGAGCCAGUUUCCUCUGGCCACCUAUUUGUC
This is a messenger RNA of Marmota flaviventris (yellow-bellied marmot), 1745 nucleotides long. RefSeq names its product ketohexokinase (gene Khk). The record is from RefSeq and is a predicted model, not a curated record. Lineage: Eukaryota; Metazoa; Chordata; Mammalia; Rodentia; Sciuridae. Gene Ontology annotation, molecular function: ketohexokinase activity. Gene Ontology annotation, biological process: fructose metabolic process.